CAGUGUGUAAGGGGUGAGAGUGGGUGAUAGUAGGUGGUAGAUCUCUAGUUAGCCAAGACACAUUGACAGGGCAUCUUGCCAGCAUGGCAGCAGCACGCGGCACACUGUCCCUUCGAGAUUUCUUGUUGUCACCUCGGAAUUAACGCGAAACACUUCGUCGUCGACGUCGCGGGCAACUCAACUUUCCGGAGGACUCGACGAGAUAAAGGAUUCACCGACGAAAUCGUGAACACAUCAACGAGAUAAAGGAUUCGUCAACGAACUCAAAAGGGUUCGGGAAGGAAGGACUCGCCGAAAAGAUCGCGAAUUCGCUAACAAACUCAAGGAUUUAUCAGCAAACUCAAGGAUCCAGAAUAAAGGAUCCGUCGACAAAAGGAACGAUCGACAAGAUCAUGGACUCGUUAAAAAGAUCAACGAUCCAUCGGGAAGCUCGAGGGCCGAUCAACGGGCUCAAGGAUUCGUCGACGGACUGAAGGAUCGAGUAAAACUGCUCGUCGACGAAGUGAACGCUUCGAAUCGACGAGAUCAAAAGGAUUCGUCGCGAGGGGUAUUUCGUAGCAGUGCGACGACAGUUAGUGUUCCCGGGAAGUGCAAGUGCGGUCUUUGGUGCAGCUGAAGAUGUGAGGGGACGAGAUGUUCUCAGGCAGAGGUCUUCAGCAAGUGGGUUCGGACAUGUCCGAGAGGAAGAUGAGGAACUUGUACAAGAACAGGAAGAAGAGCGCGAUGGAGCUGCUCUGAAGACUAUGUGACGAGGAUGUUGCUUACAGUGUAGACUGGAAAGUAAGGCUCUAGUGGAGUGAGGAUAAAAAAAAGAAGAAGAAAGGUUUCACGGAUUCGCGUGGCACUUUUCCUUUGUGAUCCCGCAGGCCGUCGUAGGUGCCGCGUAAUUCGUUGUUCUAUCGUCCCGCGGGGUGACCGGAACUUGUUCGGCGAUACAAAGCCGGCUCGAAUUCGCCGCGGAUGAUUCUCCGCGGCUCGAGCGACCGAAUCACGUGGAAGAUGCGCGUGGUUUUCAGGCUAUGAAUGAAAAUAUCUGGCAGAUUUUCUGCAGAAGCCUUUAGAGGAAACCGGCAGGUCUUCCAAGCCAUAAAGGGCGACCGGAGGGGCUGGACCGUAUCUCCGACGAGAGGAGGAAAUCCGUCCGCGUAUUUUCCAGGGAGGCGGGGUGAAGGGGGUGUUUCUAAGGGCGGCUGCGAGCAGAAAUUUCGCAGAGAUGGAGUUCCUGCAGAAUCAUCACACGGUGAACACCACCGAGCCGCCGUACACCCUCGGCACAGGUUCGGUAGGAAGUAUCGAGGCCACGAUACCUUCCGGCCUGUGCACAGGACCUCUCGGGGUGUUGUCCAGCGAGGACACUCUAACGGACAAUCAAAACGAGGACUUAGGUGCUCUCCAGGGCACCCUUCGCCUGCAGGACCUGCAAAGCUCCCCGGACGAUAUUGGCGCCGAUCAGAGUCAACAGAUCCAGAAUUCUGGACAGAACCAGGUCGUCAGCGAGUUCGGGGCGAGCUUCUGGGUCGACGACAUGGCCGGCUUCCCGUUGCCACCUCUCGAUUUAGACCCUCUGCCGCCUGGCCUCUUCAGCCCUUGUUCUGGGACUUAUAACUGGAGUUGUACCCGCGGCGAGUGCGCGCCAAGAACGGGCAACGCGAACGGCGAAGGUGUCGCGGAUGUCCUGCUAUCUCUAAAACAUGCGGUGGUCCAUCCCGGAAGUCCUACGGGAGGCUACUACUCGACGGGAGGAUCGAGUCAUCAUUACUCGCAGGAUUACACGCAAAAUCUCGGUCCGCCCGUGCCGCCCACGCAUUACGCGUCCACGCCGGCCAUGUCGGUGAACGUUUCCAUGAAUAUGACGAUGAACAUGAACAUGCACUCCGGGUACGAGCAGAGCUAUUCGUCGGCAUGGGGCGUGGAGCCCCUGCUAAGUCCCGCCCAGCAGUAUAAUCCGGUGGAGCAACAGACGAGGGUGAAUCAACCCCCGGCCAAUAGCCUGAUCGGCACCAGCACCCAUCCUCAUUCUCAUCCCCCGUCGCACGGCCAUUCGAGGCUGCAAUUGUCUAGCGAGCAUGCGCUAUGCAUAGGCGCUUCCGGGAACCCGGUCACCACCGAUGACAAUGGCAGGCCUAACCUGUGCAGAAUAUGCGGAAAAUCGUAUGCACGGCCCAGCACCCUCAAGACGCAUCUCAGAACGCACUCCGGUGAAAAACCGUUUAGGUGUCACGCGUGUUCGAAAGCAUUUAGUCAAGCGGCGAACCUAACAGCUCACGCGAGAACUCAUUCCGGAGAAAAACCAUUCCGUUGUCCGGUGUGUGACCGAAGAUUUUCUCAAAGCAGUUCCGUGACUACGCAUAUGAGAACGCAUUCAGGAGAGCGUCCGUACAGGUGUAGGUUCUGCAAGAAGGCGUUCUCGGACAGCUCGACGUUAACGAAGCACCUCCGCAUUCACUCCGGGGAAAAACCGUACCAGUGCAAGCUGUGCCUGCUGAGGUUCAGCCAAAGCGGCAAUCUGAACAGGCACAUGCGAGUCCACGGGGGCUCCCUAACGUGACACAGCUCGCUCUCGAUCAUUGACGACAAUCGAAUAUUGCCACGGUGUUGUCGGAUACCUGUGAUUCAACUUGGCCCGAGCUUACCGGAACGAAUGUAAAGUAAAAGAGAAACCAAGUAAACGAAAAACUGCGACAGUC
Megalopta genalis is the source of this 2687-nucleotide messenger RNA. RefSeq lists its product as uncharacterized. Gene Ontology annotation, biological process: regulation of gene expression. Gene Ontology annotation, cellular component: nucleus. Lineage: Eukaryota; Metazoa; Arthropoda; Insecta; Hymenoptera; Halictidae. The record is from RefSeq and is a predicted model, not a curated record.